AUGCCAUACGACUGCAGUAGUGAACAAUUUAUCCACGCGUGCGUAUCCAACAAGAAUCAACGAACUCGUACAAGAUAUAAGAUCCUAUUUUCAACAACUGAUCUACUUGAAAGUCAAAAAUUAAGUAAUUUCGAUGAAUCUCUUCUUGAAGAAUUCUCAGUAUUAGAUAUUGAAAUGUUACAAUCAAAAGCAGAUGAUUUAUUUCCAAAACCAUAUCCAUUUCUAAUACAAAAUUCACGUUUACCACAAACAUUUAUUCGUGGUCAACCACCAUCAUUUGCUGCACAUCUCUAUGGAAGUCCAAUAACCAUUGAUACAUUAGGCGGUAGUCAAUUAUCAUCAACAUUAUCAUCUUAUAGUAGUACACUUUUAAAUGAUGACAAUUUACAAGAUGUUAAAUUAGAUAUAAUUACUCUUAAUAAAAUGUCAUUAUCAUCAUGUUCAACAUUUCGUCGAUGUUUACGUUGUUCAAAUUUUUCAAGAGUUUUUAAAACAAAACCAUAUCCAUUUCUAGCUUAUCGUCUAAAUAAUCGAUGUUUAUGUGGUGGAUUAUUUCUUUUUUAUACUCGAUCAUCAUCGAUAAUCAAUAAUAAUACCAAUAAUAAUUCCAAUGAAACAUCAGCUACGGCUACAGCCAGAUAA
Rotaria sp. Silwood2 is the source of this 642-nucleotide messenger RNA. Lineage: Eukaryota; Metazoa; Rotifera; Eurotatoria; Philodinida; Philodinidae. The record is from the annotation of a GenBank genome assembly.